Messenger RNA from Penicillium cinerascens, 1329 nucleotides. RefSeq lists its product as uncharacterized. The record is from RefSeq and is a predicted model, not a curated record. NCBI's taxonomy places the organism in Eukaryota, Fungi, Ascomycota, Eurotiomycetes, Eurotiales, Aspergillaceae. The coding region runs from base 1 to 1329 and encodes 442 amino acids. Gene Ontology annotation, cellular component: nucleus; cytoplasm. The transcript is spliced from 8 exons.
AUGGAGUCCCCCGCUGUCCCGGUUCCGCUAGAUCCGCGGGAGCAACCCAUCCUCGAAUGCCUGCUCCGAACCCGUGAUGCCCUCUUGCUUUUGAAACAAGACAAGUCUUCUUAUAUCAAGUCACGCGAUGUUCUUCCGCUCUACGAAGAGGUGAUUGGAGAGGUGGAGAAGCUCAAUGCGGCCCGCAAAGAAAAGGAGCGCCGCUCGAUACAUAAUCGCUUGGACUACGUUCUCGAUGACUGCUUUCAGUUGAUCUCGCUGCUCUUCUUAACUGUGGGUAGGAACAAUGAAGCUCCGGCAGUCUAUUCUCUGGCAACUACUAUUCAGCGCCUGCUCGACCACCUCGAAGAAGCUGGAUUUUACAGCGCCAAAGACUUGAAUUCCAUUACCAAAACACUUGAGAACCUGCACGAAACCCUCGAUCGAGGACGCAACAACUACUCUCCGGCUCUUCUCACGCUUCUUGAAAGCCGUUUGGAAGAGUGUCAGAUCUCCUUAGGGAGACUGCAGAAAGGACUUGCGACGCUGGCCCCCGGGUUGGCGCAAACACAUGAAACGCUGGUUUCUAUUUUGCGGUCCACGUCUGCUGUUAAUACUCGCUCAAAGUUCUCGCCGACGGAAGUGAGCAACCUUCAGGAGCAGUUGAGGAAGAUCGAAAAGACCCAGAAAGAUGGCAAUUUUGUGGACGCGGACGGCAACAUUUAUGCUGGUCAAGAUGAAAUCAAGUCUUUGAUGCACCGGUGCUGGCGAUGGACUGAAAUUGUCCUGGAGCGAGAGGGCAAAAUCAACGAAAGGUUCCAGGAGCAAUAUGAUCGGCUGCUUGAGAUUCGCAACCAGUUGGACCGACUUUCUGUGACACAAGCCUGGUCGCUACGAGAGACGGAUCUGUUCGGUUACCAGCGGAAACUCGACCGAAUCGAUGAGGCGCGGGUUAAUGGAAACUUUGUCGACGCUGAGGGUCAACCAGCUGAUCUUCAUGCCCAACGGACAUUGUUGUACCUGAUUCGACGCAGUUAUGCUUACAUCUAUGCCCUCCUCAUCUCAUCUGAGCCUGUGUCGGAAGCUUUGCUGCCGGUCUAUAACCAGCUGCAGACCCUCCGCCGGUGUCUGAUUGAAGUUAAGGAGUCCGGUGGUGUAUCGAAUUCCCGUGAACUCUAUCCCUACAGCAUGAAGCUCAACUCAAUCGAUAACAUGCGCGUCGACGGCAAGUUCUACGUCGGUCCGGAUAUUCCUGAAGGCCAAGGAAGUGUCAAUUCUCUGCUAGCCGAAUGCUACGACCUCGUCUGGGAGUUGCGAGCCGCGGUGGUAGACGAAGAACCACAGUCUUAA